AUGAAUACAAGAAAUACUUGUAGAAUUUUUAUCAUAUUGUUCUUUUUUUAUUUGAACUUUUUAUUGCAAAAUAAGCCAAUAUUUUAUGGUCAAGCAGUUUUUGAAAAAUCAAUUGAUAAUUUCUAUAUUAGAUUUUUAGCGGAGAAAGAAACAUAUGAUAAAAAGUUAACAAAACCAAGUGAAAGUUACAAAAGAGUUGAUAAAUCAACAUGUUCCAAAUUUUCAAAUGAAAGGAAAGGAAUAUAUAAUGCAGAAAUUAAAUAUUUAAGGUCAACAUCUAUAAAACAAAUAGUUCAAGAAAGACCUUUUGAUAGCAAUUUAUAUGAGUCAGAAAAAGAUGUAAGGAGGAGAAAAUGGGAAAAAAAUAAGGAAAUGAAAAAAAAUGAACAAGAAAAAAAAGAAAGGAGAAAAGAACGUGCAUUGAAAGGUACGUGA
This is a messenger RNA of Plasmodium gallinaceum, 435 nucleotides long. Its product is annotated as Plasmodium exported protein, unknown function. The record is from RefSeq and is a predicted model, not a curated record. Bases 1 to 435 code for a protein of 144 amino acids. Lineage: Eukaryota; Apicomplexa; Aconoidasida; Haemosporida; Plasmodiidae. The transcript has 2 exons.